CACUGGACUAAGCAUACCAUGACUUGCACCUAGCAUGGCCGUCCAGUAUUCAACUCUUCUUCUAUGAAAUGACUCCGGCCUUGCGAAUUGCAAUGCUUCUCCCUACAACAGCGUAAACCGAGCCCGUCGCAUUCGAAUAACUGCCUAGCCCAGUGAAAGACCUCACUCACAAGCCGCAAAAUAUGCCCUUCUAGAACCCGUCUUUCACUCCUCUGCCAAACCCCCCUAACAAAACAUCACCGCCGCCGCAACAGAAAGCUGCACGUAAACUAAGCCAAAUGAGGCAGGAACGCGGAGCGCGUCCGUUUGCCAGCCGCUGUAGCGUAGUUUUGGUGAAGGUAGGUUUUUCUCUGCUUUCGCUCCCUCUCCUCUCCUCUCCUCUCACACCUACAGCCCGCACCCCCCACCAGCACCCACACCAACAGCAACAACCUACAAUGGAAGACCGCGCCAGGCCGGAGAUGACGCCGGCGGAGAUCCGCAAGUGGGUGGCGUGGGAGCAGGAGACGCUGUGGUGGUCGGUGAGCACCAAUGGGAGCCACCCGUUCGCCGCCCCCCAAGGAUCCAGGCCUGCUCCCGACGGGCUUGACUUCCAUCCCAAGGUUCCUCCGGUCGAGCGUGAGGGCAUCCGGCGCUUCGUCGAGCGGCUUUCAGAGCGCAGCAUCGUCCGGAGGUUUGGGGAGGGCAGGAUAGCCCCGUUCUGGACGCAGGCCUGGGUCACGAAGGGGUGGCACGGCAGUGUGCGGUCGGAGCACUUCACCGUGCUCUUGUUUUGGCGAGGCCACGAUGGGUAA
Messenger RNA from Westerdykella ornata, 794 nucleotides. RefSeq lists its product as uncharacterized. The record is from RefSeq and is a predicted model, not a curated record. The coding region runs from base 279 to 794 and encodes 171 amino acids. The transcript is spliced from 3 exons. Lineage: Eukaryota; Fungi; Ascomycota; Dothideomycetes; Pleosporales; Sporormiaceae.